AUGGGUUCUACUGAUACUUUCUCUCCUGAUCCUUCAAGUCCGUUAUUUGUACAUUUAUCUGAUAUUCCUGGAAUUUCAUUAGUUCCUGCUCCUUUUUCGGCUUUUGUUGAUGGUACAUGUUCUCGACCUGUUACUGAUGGGGAUGAACGAAAAUUAUGGGAUAUCUGCAACAAUAUGGUAAUUUCAUGGCUGACAGCCUCCUUAUCCCCUGAGAUAGCUGAGAGUGUUCAGUAUUUUGAAACUGCUCAAAGUAUCUGGGUUCAAUUACAAACUAGGUAUGUGACUGCAAAUAGGACCAAAAUAUUUGAGUUAAAAAGAGAACUUGCUUAUACUUCCAAAGGUGCUUUAGAUAUAGCCUCAUAUUUCAAUAAAUUGAAGAGGUUAUGGGAUGAACUGGGAGUGAUAUGCACUAAUCAUGGUCAGAGGCGCGUUUGUGCUGCAAAGCUUAGUAUUUUGCAAGAAGAUGGGGAGAAUAAACUAUUUCAGUUCCUUAUGGGGUUGAAUGAGACAUACAUGGGGUGA
This is a messenger RNA of Nicotiana attenuata, 522 nucleotides long. RefSeq lists its product as uncharacterized. The coding region runs from base 1 to 522 and encodes 173 amino acids. NCBI's taxonomy places the organism in Eukaryota, Viridiplantae, Streptophyta, Magnoliopsida, Solanales, Solanaceae. The transcript is spliced from 2 exons. The record is from RefSeq and is a predicted model, not a curated record.